AUGCCAAGCUUGAGCUAUCACAGAACCCUACUUGUUGUGUUUGAUAGGCAGUUUGGCCACCUCUCAGCAUCCAAGAUGAAGAUUGGCAAGGGCACGGAGCUUCUGAAGAAGGUGGCUGCGACGUGCAAGAACAAGACCAGCGUGCUGGCAGCCAGGCUCCUCGUCCUCGUGUCCCUCCGUCGCAGGUUGGCCACUGUCGGCGCCUUCUCCCACAGGAUCCAUGCGCUUGUGGCUGCCGCUGACCGGGAGAAAGGUGCCAGGGUGGACUGCCACAAGGCUCUCGUGGUGCCCAAGGUCCGGAAGACGCCAGCGAUCCCUGGUGGUGAGAUUGUUGUUAAUAUCUCUCAUCAACUGGCACUGUUUGAUCCAGAGGAUGAUGGUGAUGGUGGCUGCACUGAUCGGACACUACACACCAUCUUCAAUGACGAUGACAACAACUGUUGUUACACCGAAGAUUGUGAGGUGGGUGACGAUGAAGAUGAUGGUCAUGUGCUACUCGAUGAGUGUGAUGAAGACGUCGAUGACCAACCGCCGGUCAUAGAUGUAAUCCGGAACAACCGAGAGGCACAGGGUUUAGAGUUCAGCAUUGACAACGAAAUUGAUCAGGCUGCUGACAUGUUCAUCACAAGGUUCCAGAAGCGGAUGAAUCAGAGCUUCUAG
Triticum turgidum subsp. durum (durum wheat) is the source of this 660-nucleotide messenger RNA. The record is from the annotation of a GenBank genome assembly. Lineage: Eukaryota; Viridiplantae; Streptophyta; Magnoliopsida; Poales; Poaceae.